UGUGCAAAUUCGUUUCAAGAAAGCUAUUUGCCAUCAACUGAAGAAUUAGAUCAAAUUACUAACUCACGGGUUCCAGUAAACAUUAUGAAAUCUAUUGAGAAAUGGGUUAAUAUACUUAAGAAUUGGUAUAAAAAAGUUGGAUACAAUUAUGAUAUUGAAACUAUAACUGACAAGUCUCAACUUGAACGGGAGAUGCAAGAAUUUAUAGUUGGUAAUACAUUAGAUGGCAAAAUGAAACAGUUGAAACGAAAUGGAAUUAUUCCACAACAUCAUGAUCCAUUAACUGAAGAAGAAACUUCUUUUAUAUUUAAUCAUCCAAACGUAUCAGCAUUACAUGCUCAAGAGUUACAAUAUCGAGUAUUUAUAUGGAUGUGCAUGCUUUGUGCACUACAGGGUGGUGAGCACAGCCAAAUGAAAAUUUCACAAUUUAAAUUUCUUUCUGACGGUGUAAUUAUUUUUACAAAAUGGUCCCAAAAAAAUGAUCAAGAAGGAUUAGAUGAUAAUGGCCAUACCACUUCAAUUACACAUUUAUAUCAACUUGAAAUGCCUAAUUCAACUUUAAUGUCAAUCACUGGACAUAAGAGUGAAAGCUCUGUUAGAAUUUAUUCACACUCUUCUGCACAACAAAAAAAAGAUUGUUUAUCCACAAUAAUUAAUUCAAGCAUUAGUAAUAUUAAGAAUAAUUCAAACAUACAAACAAUUGAGCCAAAUAAUCAAGAUAAUGAAGAUCAAACAAUUGAACUGAAUAAUCAAGAUAAUAAAGAUCUGAAUAAGCAAAACAUACAAAUUAUUAAACAAAGUAAUCAAGAUGCUACAAACUUGAUUAAUCAUGCUUUUCAAACCCAUGCACCAUUAUCAAAUAUUCAAAUUAACUCUAUUCCUCCAACCGAUCCUGGUAUUUAUG
Molecule: messenger RNA, 904 nt
Organism: Cetraspora pellucida
Lineage: Eukaryota; Fungi; Glomeromycota; Glomeromycetes; Diversisporales; Gigasporaceae
Source: the annotation of a GenBank genome assembly